AACGCUCUAACCACUAGGCUAAGCUGCCGCCCCAGCAAAUUAGCAAUACAUUUUUUAAUUGACCUGCAUAAAAAAAAUACUAAAGGGAAAGGGGGGUACCUAGUCAGCUGUACAACUGAAUGCGUUGAACUGAAAUGUGUCUUCCGCAUUUAACCCAAUCCGUCUGAAUCGGAAAGGUUCGGGGAGCUGCCUUAAAUCGACAUCCACGUCUUCGGCACUCUGGGAACAGUGUACAAGGACAGAUUUUGGAAUGAGAGGACAUGGCAGACCUUGGUGUGAAAGCAGGAGAUAAGGUGCUUUUGGUGUGGAGCCAGCCUUCAUCCCCAACAACCCUGAAGGAGCUGGCAGAGAGUCUAGGGGCCAUGGUUGGCACCGAUGGCCGAGUGUCCCUGGAGAAUAUGGAAAGACUUAUGAUGUCUUCACAUGAAGCAUCAAGCUACGACUGGGUCCUCUCAAGUGUACUCUCUGACAGCUUUUCUGUCCACACCUCAGAGACACUAGCAGAGAUGGCCAGAGUGAUCAAACCUGAUGGAAAACUAGUGCUUGAAGAACCUGUUACAGGAACUGAUGACCAAAAAGUGAGGACUGCUGAGAAGCUUCUAUCAGCCUUGAAGUUGUCUGGCCUGGUGUCAGUGACUGAGGUCAGUAAAGAACCCCUGACCCCAGAGGCUGUGUCUGCCCUGAAGACAUACACAGGCUUCCAGGGUAACACAUUAUCCAGGGUGCGCAUGUCUGCUUCUAAACCCAACUUUGAAGUGGGCUCUUCAAGCCAGCUGAAGCUUUCCUUUGGGGAAAAAAACUCAAAACCAGUAGACAAACCUGUACUUGACCCCAAUGCUGCCAGGGCGUGGACCCUGUCAGCCAAUGACAUGGAUGAUGAUGAUGUGGACCUGGUAGAUUCAGAUGCGCUGUUGGAUGCAGAUGACUUUAAGAAGCCAGACGCAUCCUCCCUCAAAGCGCCCUCCUGUGGUGACGGAACCACCAAGAAAAAGAAGGCUUGCAAGAACUGCUCAUGUGGUCUUGCUGAGGAGUUGGAACAGGAGAGCAAGGGUGCCAAGACAAUCAGCCAGCCCAAGUCCGCCUGUGGAAGUUGUUACCUGGGCGAUGCCUUCCGAUGUGCCAGCUGUCCGUACAUUGGGAUGCCUGCCUUCAAACCUGGGGAGAAGAUUGUACUAGCCAACACAGGGCUAAAUGAUGCCUAGGAACAACCACAAUAUAUACUUUCUGGAAUAUCACAUUCCUUACAUCAUUCUAACCUCCCACCCCCUGGAGUCAAUGACCAAUGCCAGGUUCUCACUGAGAUGGUCAGAAUGGCUCUUCUACAUCUCAUGUAUAAGAACAAAAAGCAGGUAGUUUGAAGUAGCUAAACAAUCCAGGUUAUAGGCUUAUUUGACCAUGUAAAAACUGUUCCUGGACAUAAUGAAGAUUUCACAGGGCACUCACCAUAUUAACAUACAGGUGUCAAUAAAUGUCAGUUCAAUUAACCGUGUGUAUAUUACUUAUCUGUAUUGUUUUCUACAAAAAUAAGUCUUAUUAAAUGGGAAAUCCUGAAAAUAGA
Messenger RNA from Oncorhynchus keta (chum salmon), 1558 nucleotides. RefSeq names its product cytokine induced apoptosis inhibitor 1 (gene ciapin1). NCBI's taxonomy places the organism in Eukaryota, Metazoa, Chordata, Actinopteri, Salmoniformes, Salmonidae. The coding region runs from base 261 to 1202 and encodes 313 amino acids. The transcript is spliced from 9 exons. Gene Ontology annotation, molecular function: iron-sulfur cluster binding. Gene Ontology annotation, biological process: iron-sulfur cluster assembly. Gene Ontology annotation, cellular component: cytoplasm. The record is from RefSeq and is a predicted model, not a curated record.